Messenger RNA from Triticum turgidum subsp. durum (durum wheat), 2802 nucleotides. NCBI's taxonomy places the organism in Eukaryota, Viridiplantae, Streptophyta, Magnoliopsida, Poales, Poaceae. The record is from the annotation of a GenBank genome assembly.
AUGCACAAAGGGUCUAUAGCUCAAGCAUUGGAUGCUGACAAAAUAGAAGUUCCUUCACCAAAGGAAGAAAGUAAUUCCACCGAUUCGGAAGCUGCUACAGAUACUGAAAACUUUGAAAUUAGUGAUGACGACGAUGAUGAUCGUAAUCACAAGCACCGAAGAAGAGAGGCUAUGCCUCAACCUUUUGGUGAGAGUAUCGAAGAGCAAGCUGCAGGGAGGCCUUUUAAAAGAAGGCCCAGGAUUUCUGGUAAUGGGCAGCCUUUUGGUGGAGCUGAUUCACGUGGGGAAGCACAGAACAACUUCAUACCAAAAUUCAAGAGGCGUCCUGGACCAGGAGCUCACAGUCGGGGAGGUAGAGUGAACCAGUCCUUCCAUUCAGCUUCUGCUGCUGCUCGCCCUCCUAUGGCACGGGGAAGAGGACGGAAUGGUGCACCCUGGACUCAUCAUGACCCAAGAUUUAACACACUUGACAUGAUUGAUUUUGCAUCACAGAUGGCCUCACAAGGACCACCCACACAUCCUAACUUAUUUAUGGGUCCUCCACUGCCGAGUGGCGGUGGUGCUCAAAACGGUCCGUGGGGUCCGUAUGGAUUUAUGCCUGGAAUGCCUAAUGGAAUGAUGGAUCCAAUUCACCCACUUGGAAUGCAGGGCCCUAUUCAGCCUCCUUUAAUUGAUCUUGGCAUGCCUCGUCAACGUUGUAGAGACUUUGAGGAGCGUGGAUUUUGCUUGAGAGGGGAUAUGUGCCCCAUGGAGCAUGGUGUAAAUAGAAUUGUUGUCGAAGAUAUGCAGAGCCUAUCACAGUUCAAUCUUCCAGUCUCAGUUCCAAAUGCUCCAGGACUAGGAAUCCAAAGUGAGACAGGAACUGCUCAUGUUAACUUAACAAACCUAGGGGGCAGUAAAGGUGUUCCUGCAAAAGAUAUCAAAUCUGGUGUGGCAGAUAACCCAUCGAAGCUAAAUGGAAGCACUGCUUCAGCUGUUGCUGAUGCAGAUGUAUAUGAUCCUGAUCAGCCCCUGUGGAACAAUGAACGGCCUGAAGCAUCUAGUGCUGGUUUUGCACAUACUAAUGAUGGAAUAUGGAAUGCUGAAACCUCAAGCUAUGAAGCAGGGUGGGAGCAUGCAAAUCAGGGUUUUGCAGCUGAUGAUUCACAAAAUCCAAAGUCUUCUGUUUGGGGGAGAAUAGCAUCAAAGAGAAAACCCGGGCCUGGCAAAACAGCUAAUACUACUUCGACGAGUGCAACUGGAAACCAAAGAAGUGACUACAAUGAUGAUAUGGCUCCUAGCACUGUCCAAGUAAAGCCUGCUUCUAUUAAGGAUACUAAUGGUCGACCCAGUUCAAGAAUGUCUGCAGAUGUGGGCCGGCAAAGUAAUAGUAGGACCUCUCACAAAGCAUCUCGCACACUUUAUGUAAAUGGCAUUCCACCAGAAAGUAACAGAUGGGAGGCCCUUCUGUCGCACUUCGAAAAAUUCGGUCAAGUAAUAGAUAUAUAUGUUCCAGCUAACAGUGAGAAAGCUUUUAUCCAGUUCUCUAAAAGGGAAGAAGCUGAAGCUGCCCUAAAAGCUCCAGACGCUGUGAUGGGAAACCGUUUUAUAAGGCUAUGGUGGGCGAACAGAGACAGGAUUACUGACGAGGGAGAUGGUAGAAUCUCUGCGAAACCUCCUCUGUCAAAUUCUGCCCUUCCCCAACCAUCUUCAUCCAACAGAGGCAAGGAUCUUCAAUCUACAACUCCAAGGGCCAGUUCUGGAUCUUCUGCAUCAGGCCCUGGUAUAGGUCCUAAAAAGUUGCCUGCCAACAGUAUAACAUCAAUACCUCCCCCUGCUCCCAAAAGGCAAGAAAAUCUGGAAAUGCUGGAAGCAAUUCGUAAAAAACAAGAUAUGUUAGCUCAGCAGCGUGACGAGUUACUUCAGCGGUUAGAGAAAUAUGCGAAACAAUACUGGUUUCUACUAAUGCAGACAAGUUCAGCAAAUUCAGUAAAACAGGCAGAGGCUGGUGGAAAAACAGUUGGGUCAAAUGCUGUGGGGAAAGUGGGCGAUGUCAGUUCCAUGAACACUGGGACAGAAGGGCCGCAAGAGGUCGCUGGUACACUGGAAAAGAAAAUUUCUGGGGAGAUGGCUUCAUCUUCCCCAAAAUAUGCUCCAACAUCCACACAGAAACCAGCUGUAGCUGCGAGGCAGCUGUCUCCUCUGUUAGCACCACCGCAGAAUAGGUUUAAGCUUGACAACCGGACCACAUCGUUUAGGAUCCUUCCUCCUUUGCCACCUGAAAUCGCAAAUGAAACUGUCUUGAAAGAUCAUUUUGCAGCAUUCGGUGAGCUUUCAUCUGUUGUACUGGAAGACACCGAAGCCCACAACCAUGAUACAACCUUAAAGCCUUCCCUGAGUUGCUCGGCUUGUGUGACGUAUGCAACGCGGCAAUCUGCUGAGAAAGCAUUUAUUAGUGGCAAAUCUUGUAAAGGGCACAUGCUACGGUUUAUGUGGUUGACGGCCUCUCCUGGCUCUAAUAACCAAUCAAUACCUCAGAAAAGUUUAAUUCCCGUCAGGCCCACUGGCAUCUCAGGCCAAACUGGCAACAUGACAUCUGAGUCCCAAAGCCCUGUUGGGAAAAUCUCAUCUGCUGCCACAUCUGGUACAGCAGCCAUUCCUUAUAGUGAAUCCGUUCCAAGUGCAGAAAGUUCAAAGACAUUUCCUAUUGGGAUUUCCAAAGAAUUAUCUUCCAGUUCCUCUCUAUCAUCAAAUGUGGAGUGUCCUCCUGGAAAUGAUUCCACAAUGAAUGCCGUCUUUACAGACCCUGGUGUUGCGCAGUGA